UGAAUGAUUUGGGGACCACUCAGGAUGGAUCGCAUGCGGGAUCUCUCUCUGCGAAUGCGACUGUAGCGGAAAUUAAAUUUCAUGGGGGCAAAGCAGUUCCAAAUUUUGAUAGUGUUGAAUAUGGGCACAAAAUCGUCGAAACAGCAAUCACACAUUUUGGUCGAGUAGAUGUUAUCGUUAAUAAUGCUGGAAUUUUACUUGACAAGUCCUUCCAAAACAUGAGCAAUGAUGACUGGGAUUUAGUCUACAAGACACAUGUUAAAGGCGCUUAUUGGGUUACUAAAGCGGCCUGGUCUUUCUUUAAAAAACAACGGUAUGGACGAAUUAUUUUCAUAUCUUCAAAUUCUGCAAUAUACGGCAAUUUUGGACAGGCAAAUUACGCAGCAGCAAAGAACGCGUUAAUUGGUCUUUCUCAUACAUUGGCAAUUGAGGGAAAUAGAUAUGGCAUUCAUUCUAACGUGGUGAUACCGACCGCAUCAUCAAGACUGACAGCACAGUUCUUUCUUAAAGAAAGUUUGCAAGUUCUGAAAGCAGAAUACGUAGUACCACUUGUUGUAUAUCUCGGACAUGAAUCUUGUCAAGAAACUGGAAAAAUUUUUGAAGCUGGUGCCGGUUGGUUUGGACAAAUUCAAGCCUAUCGGUCGAAAGGAGUGGUCUUGCCGGCUGCAAAUGCGGAAGCUAUUGCCGAUAAUUGGAUGGCAAUAACUGACAUGACCUCUGCAAAACAUUUUGAUAGCAUACAAGAAGUGACCGUUGAUUUGCUAAACUGUGCAGAAAAAGAAAACGUAUCCGAAACAAGAUGGGAACUGGAAAAUGAAAAGAAAAAUGAAUAUAUGGAAUUGUUUAAGAUUGUAGCAGAGGCUUUAAACCAGAAAAGAAAAAGAGAUAGCGAUUCGACAUCUUGUUUUAUGUUCAUGUUAAUACUUACAAAUGGAGUGGAUGUGUAUAAUUUCACAAUGUCCUUCGGUGAGAAUCAUGUUCCUAAUCGACGAGAAUUAAUUUGUGUUCUUGUAAUGCACUGUGAUAUUUUCGAACAGAUUCUUAAGGGUCAGAUUAUAACAAAAAAGAUCAUCAAACCCGGGCGAAUGAUAAUUAUCGGUGACAUAAGUGAGGAUGAUGUGGUGGAAUCCAUCAACCAGUUGGCUAGGUCGAUGAAACCAAAACUUUGA
This is a messenger RNA of Acanthocheilonema viteae, 1169 nucleotides long. Lineage: Eukaryota; Metazoa; Nematoda; Chromadorea; Rhabditida; Onchocercidae. The record is from the annotation of a GenBank genome assembly.